AUGGAUGUAGAAUUGAGCUUGGAAGAAAUGGAAAAUGCCGUACGAGAAGCUGGCCUAUAUGAAUCAGGUAUGAGUAGAGAUGAAAUCAAAUCAUGUUUCAAUAUUGUCUCUGAAUCCAAAGAUGCUGCUUCAGAUGAAAACAAUUCUAGAAGACUCUCCAGAAGUCGGCAGGAUUUACUGAAUGCUUUAAAUGACAAAACAGCAAACAGUCACAGUUGUAAGAAGGGUGACUUCAAGCCUAAGAAUUGGAAUUCAGAAAAACUAGUUGUUUCAACACUGACUAAAAAUGAACUAUCAGGAAUGGAAGAUUCAGAGGAUGAAUUUGAUCUUCCUUCAAAAACUGAUUCUUCCAAAAAAGCUAUUGAACCAAGUUUAAGUCAGAUACUUGAAGAUGAAGAAAACACUGAUAAUCCCUCAAAUGAGGAUUGUAUAAAGGAUGCUAUGAAAGCAAGUUUUGGAUUCAAUGAUAUGCUUGAGUCCACAGAAAAUACUUUGAGAUUCAUACCUCGCAAAUUAGAGUUUAUACCAAUUCAGUAUACUAAAGAAUUCUUGAAAGCAAACAAUCACAAAAAAGCAAAAAUGUUAUAUGCCUACCACACAAAGAUGAAUUACCUCAGAGAUCAAGCAGCAAGGAAAUCAUUCUUUCCAGCUCCAAUGCCUGUUGCUAUCAGUUUGAAUGAACAUUUUAAUGAUUUUUCUGAUGAUCUGGAAGCUAAAGAGACAUAUGUAAGUCGCUCAGGGCGCCAAACUAAGAGAAAAGUUUAUUAUGAAAAUGAAGAUAGUUCAGAUGGUAUCAUAACUACAAAGAAAACAAAAAAUGAAGUAGAAUGGCAUGGUAAAAAAGAUAAAACAAAAAUGGACACAAAGAUAGAAACAAGAUCAGAGGCAAAGAUAGACCAAGAUAUAAUCAGCAACAAACAAGAGAAUGAGAUUUUAAACCAAACUGCACUUGUAGAUGGAAGUAAUUCUACUAAGAAAGUGUUGAAUGAAAAUACUAAGCAAACCUCAAGUAAACCAAGGCAAAGAAAAUUAACAAACGCUGAAAUAAUGAAAACAUCUAGCCUUUUCGCAGAAUCACCACAAAGACCUUCUAGGACUGAUAUAAUGUUUGAUAAGUUGAAGGAACAGGAGGUUAAAAGAGUGAAACAGGAGAAGUCAAUGGAAUCAUUUGAACAAACUAUCGAAAAUUUGGACAUAGAAAGUGAUGACAAAAGCGAUGAAGAUAUUAGUAAAAAUGAAAUUAUAUCUGUCGACGAUGAGGAAAUUGUUCCAAGGAGAGUAAUUCCACCAUUACCUGGAAGAAAACCGAUAAAUAGAAGGAGAAACAAAAAUCAUGAACUAGCACCUUUAGAUGUGAAAGUAUCCUCAACAACAAGAAAUGGUGGUGCAUCCAAGAAUUCUCAAAGUCCUACUUCUAGUAUUGAAUCCGCUGCAACUGCAUCAGUGAAGCCAUUGAGAAAAAGGCAGAACAUCAACAGAAGUCAGUCAGAAAUUCAAAUCGAAAAUGUGGCUAGUACUAGUGAUGACCACAAUUCAUCACUUCCAUCAAGUACUAUAGAAUGUCCGAUGUGUGGACAAUAUUUCUUAGAAUCGAAAAUAGAGGCACAUGCCUGGACUUGCUCCGAUGAACAUGUUUCAACCAGAUCUUCACCAAGAGCAUCACGAAAGCAAUCAUCAAGGAUAACUUGCCACAUUUGUGAUAAAGUUGUACCUCUGGGUACCCACUACGAAGUACACGUCAGGGAUUGUAUCAGUAAGAAACAGGAACAAGAAUCACAAUAUCAUUGA
This is a messenger RNA of Phaedon cochleariae (mustard beetle), 1788 nucleotides long. Lineage: Eukaryota; Metazoa; Arthropoda; Insecta; Coleoptera; Chrysomelidae. The record is from the annotation of a GenBank genome assembly.